Cylas formicarius (sweet potato weevil) is the source of this 2359-nucleotide messenger RNA. RefSeq names its product protein CBFA2T1 (gene nvy). Bases 185 to 1813 code for a protein of 542 amino acids. Lineage: Eukaryota; Metazoa; Arthropoda; Insecta; Coleoptera; Brentidae. The transcript has 10 exons. Gene Ontology annotation, molecular function: transcription corepressor activity. Gene Ontology annotation, cellular component: nucleus. The record is from RefSeq and is a predicted model, not a curated record. Gene Ontology annotation, biological process: negative regulation of DNA-templated transcription; DNA-templated transcription.
AAAGCGUCACGGUUCAGCUAAACUUACGCGAAUGUAUUAUAGAUUUUAGUCUGUUUUGGUAUAAGUUCAAAAAGUUUGUAAAUUCAGUAGCGUCUCGCAAUCAGAUUUUUUGAGACGAUUGAUUGACACCCAGAGGCUGUUAUGAAAAAAAGUCACUGACAAGUCUUUGAAGAUUAUCUUUCUGAUGAGGAAGGGCAUCGAACAAAAAAUUAUAAAAGAAGAAGGAGUGGAAAAGGACGGAUAUGUUGAAACUCCUAGAACGAAAGCUCCAAAAGUAAUAACCAAAGACCGUUGCAAAACUCCUGACUCGCCGGAAGGGGCCCGGCAAGCAAAUACUCCACAUUCGCCUUCUCAAUCUUCACCACCUACACGUGACACAUCUUCUCCCAUCAAUAAUGGCAACCCGAACAGUUUAACUCCUCCACCUUUACCUGCAUCCGCAGUAUUAUCGGUGUCGCUUGAAACUCCGCGACCCUUAUCGGAUCAGCAGUUCAUUGGUUUUGGCGGAUAUCCUAACAGACAAGUCUCAAAACUGAAGAAAUUCUUGAGCACUCUGGUACAAUUUGGAAACGAUAUCAACCAAGAUGUGGGAGAAAAAGUCAAAACACUGGUUUUAAAUUUAGUUAGUUCCAAUUUAAGCAUAGUGGAUUUCCACAAUUCACUGCAAGAUGUUACAAACUUUCCGCUGCGGCCAUUUGUUCUACCAUUUCUGAAAUCUCACUUACCCAUCUUGCAAAGGGAGAUCCUGACUAUGGCCAGGAUUACUAAACAGUCCGUUCUGCAAUACGUUCGAAAUAAUGACCACGUCAUUCUAGAAUCCACACAUUCACCGUCAGAAGCAUCGGACAUAUUUUUUCCCACUGAUUCUAUGCCUAUUGCGGGACUCAAACGAAGAUCUUCUGACGGAGUAUAUGAAAACGGAAUUAAUGGGCAACACGGUGGUAUAGACCAACAAGACUCGACACCUCAUUCCAAACGACAUAUCGGUACCAAUGCGCAAAACAAUCCGUUCUGGUUCAGUCACCAACAGAAUUUUUUUCUGCCUAACAUGAACGUGACAAGUUCUCAUCUGUUCGACUAUAACCCUCAAAAUAAUCAGUCGGGUGUUAAAUUGGAAGACAAUGGUACAUCUAAAGGGGACGAAGAGUGGAAGAAUAUCCAUGUCAUGUUGAACUGUAUAUUGUCUAUGGUCGAGAAAACUAAACGGGCUCUUGCUAUUCUCCAACAACGCAACGCCGCUCAUCAGGAUCCCACGUCCGAUUGGUUGAGGAAGCAAGACGUAAGUGUCGAUCUAAAAAAAGCUGCCAACGAAAUACUGUCACAGGCUAUCAGACAAACGGAAGAAAGGGUUGCGGACGUUCGCAAGAGAGCAGAAGAUGCCGUAAAUGAGGUUAAACGACAAGCAGUAGCCGAACUGCAAAAAGCAGUUGCUGCAGCCGAAGUCAAAGCUGGAGAAUUAUUGGCCGCCGAAAGAAUUAAAAUGGAAAAACUUUUAGUGGAGGCGCGCAAACAUUCGGAAGAUCCAGCGACUACAAAUCAUUCUGAAUUUGGAGAGAGUAACCAGUCGCCGUCAAGUCAACCGGCACCGUCUCAACAAAAUUCAUGCUGGAACUGUGGCAGAAAAGCUCACGAUACAUGUUCUGGCUGCAGCUUAGCCCGAUAUUGCGGUCCUUUCUGCCAACAUAAAGACUGGGAAAAUCACCACCAAAUUUGUUCAAAAGAAAAACGACAGUCUCUUGCUCCUAGUGUUUCGCCAGUCGUCGGAACGGCAGCAAUAGUUACUCAACAGACCGACUCUCGAACCAAAAAGUGACACUCAAAGAAGGGAAGAAAAUUUAGAAAAUGUUAUUAAAUGUCCGAUGUUGCACAUGUUUCAAAAUGUUGAUCCACACAUGAACCACGAUUAGAAAUAAUUCAGCCAACUCAUAAUGUUUUUUAAGUUAUUCCAUAUUAUGUAGAUAUUAUUUUCUAUGCAAAGCAGAUUUAAAAUUUAAAUAAACUAAUAAGUUAGAUCAAGUACAAGUGUACAAGUUCCAUCGACUGGAGUUUUUACUUUCACUGCAAUCAAAUUUUAAACAAUUUUGGAUCAAGGUGGUUUUAAUGAUAGUAUAAAAUGAAAAUGAUGCAAUAAAAAUAUAUAAGAUGAAACAGCUGUUAUGUUUGGGUAACCCCUAAGUGUGCAUUUUGAAAUCCUUGGGUGACAAAAACUAAUAACGAAAAAACUGACAGACCAAGCAAUUACUAUCAUCAUGUGGUAUGUCGUAAAAACAUAACUUCUGGAAAUAUAGGGCGCUUGUCUAUGCUGAUAAUUCAGGCACUUUUGAAUUCAAUAUAUGGAGAACGCAAGUGUGGGAUACUU